AAUAAGCGAGGAAAGCUAUCAAAAUCAAACUUUGAUUGGAACCCUAAUUGGCGAAAUCGGUUGAUCUGUCUAUCUAUCUAUAGAAUCAAAUCAAUCAAAGUGAAACUUAAUUGGAACCCUAAUUGGCAGCAAUCAAAGUCAAAAAUUGGAACCCUAGUUGGCGAAAUCGGUUGAUCUGUGGAAGCAAAGCAAAGGAAGAUGGUUCUAGCGCAAUUAGGAGGGAGCAUUUCGCGUGCUCUCCAGAAUAUGAGCAAUUCAACGGUGAUCGAGGAGGCAGUCUUCCAUGAUUGUCUCAACGAGAUCAAUCGAGCUCUCCUUCAAGCCGAUGUUCAAUUCGAGCUCAUUCGAAACAUGCACGCCAAUAUUAAGAACAUCGUCAAUCUGGAUGGUCUCGCUGCCGGUCACAGCAAACGCAAGAUCAUCCAACAAGCUGUGUUUGACGAACUCUGUAAAAUGUUGGAUCCUACUACCGGAAUUAAGUCUUCUUCUUUCUUCUUUCCCAAGAAAGGAAAAACAAGUGUUGUCAUGUUUGUUGGUUUACAAGGUUCUGGGAAGACUACAACUUGUACAAAAUAUGCGCAUUAUUAUCAGAAGAAAGGAUUGAAGCCAGGUUUAGUGUGUGCAGAUACAUUUAGAGCUGGUGCAUUUGAUCAAUUGAAGCAAAAUGCCACUAAAGCUAAAAUUCCUUUUUAUGGAAGCUAUAUGGAGUCAGAUCCUGUCAAAAUUGUUGUGGAAGGUGUGGAGAGAUUCAAGGAAGAAAACUGCGAUCUUAUAAUUCUUGAUACCAGUGGGCGGCACAAACAAGAAGCUGCCCUAUUUGAAGAAAUGUGUCAACUUUCAGAAGCAACGAAACCCGAUCUUGUUAUAUUUGUUAUGGAUAGCAGUAUUGGUCAGGCUGCUUUUGGUCAGGCGCAAGCAUUCAAACAGAGUGUUGCUGUCUGAGCUGUAAUUAUCACCAAAAUGG
Molecule: messenger RNA, 964 nt
Organism: Trifolium pratense (red clover)
Lineage: Eukaryota; Viridiplantae; Streptophyta; Magnoliopsida; Fabales; Fabaceae
Product: signal recognition particle 54 kDa protein 2-like
Exons: 4
Coding region: 199-942 (247 amino acids)
Biological process (GO): SRP-dependent cotranslational protein targeting to membrane; SRP-dependent cotranslational protein targeting to membrane, translocation
Cellular component (GO): signal recognition particle, endoplasmic reticulum targeting; cytosol
Molecular function (GO): ATP hydrolysis activity; GTPase activity; 7S RNA binding
Source: RefSeq, a predicted model, not a curated record